AUGGAUCGCGCAUGUGGGUCUGUGACUCAUCCUCCAUUUCUUGAUGAGAAUACUAACUAUGGGGCUUGGAAAGCCAAGAUGAAAUAUUUUCUGUGGGCUCAAGGUACAAAGGUGUGGACAACUAUUGAGAAUGGUUGGGAACCUCCAACAAAGGAAAUUAAAGGGCGUGGAAAAGAGGUUGAAGGUGAAGGCCAGUCGACAACAAAGGUUGUAAUUAAGCAAAAUACAGAGUGGACUGAUGAAGAAAACGAUAUGAGUGCCUACAAUCAAAAAGGUCUUAACUCCAUCUUCACUGCGGUAUCAGCUGAAAAAUUUGAGUUUAUAUGUCAUUGCAAAACCUCAAAGGAGGCUUGGGAUAUUCUGGAAAUUACUCAUGAAGGAAAUGCCACUGUCAGAGAAUCCAAACUUCAACAACUGAUGACUAAGUUUGAAAAUAUGAAGAUGCUGGAAACUGAAAAAUUUGCUGAAUUUUACGCUAGAUUGAGUGUGGUGGUGAAUGCUUGCAGCAACCUUGGUGAUGCAAUUCCUGAACACAGAAUAGUGAAAAAGAUUUUGAGAUCUCUGCCUAUGAUGUAUCACGCCAAGAAGACAGCGAUUGAAGAGUGUAAGAAUUUGAACACUUAUAAACUUACUGAGUUAAUUGGUUCUCUUACCACUUAUGAGAUGGAAUUUCCAGAAAUAAAGAAAAGUAAGGGCAUUGCUCUAAAUACAGUGAAAGAAGAUGGGAGUGACAGUGUGUCAGAAGACAAAAUGGAUUAUGCUUUGCUUACAAAACAAUUUCGUAAGUUUUUGAAAUCUAAGAAUUCAAGGUCUGGUGAACAAAGAGGAAAUUCAGGUUCAAGUACAAGAGGGAGUCGCCCUCGUGAGUUCACUUCUGACAAGUUAUCACAUACAACCAGAACUAUGGAGAGAAAGGGCUCUAAAGAUUCACUGAAGUGCUUUGAAUGUGGUGGAUAUGGACACUUUGCCUCUGAAUGCGCAAAUAAUUUGAGGAAGCAAAAUAGUGGGAAAAAUAAAGUAAUGGCAGCAACUUGGAGUGAUAGUGAGUCUGAUAAUGAUUCAAAUUCAGAAAAUGAAGAUCAAGUUGUUGCUUUCUCUGGGAGAAUUCAUGCGCAAAAGGAUGAGAACUCUGAUGUUGAAGAACCUGAGAUAGAAGUGGUGAUGAAGCAAUUCAAUAGUCUCUAUGAUUCCUCUGAAAAACUGAAGAAGAAAAAUGCAGAGUUUGCUGAUCAAGUGGCUUUUCUACAAGACGAACUAACCAGGACUGAAGCUGCCUUUCAAUCCCAGCUGAAAACAGAAGAAAAUCUGCGUGGGUCUUUGCUUGAAAAAAUUCAGAUGCUCCAAGACAAGUACCAGCUGCAGAAAGAUAUGAAUGUUUCUCUUACUUUCGAAAGGGACCAUGUUAGUGCUGAAUUAAAAUUAGCAACGGAAAAAAUAUUUGGUAUGACCAUUGGUGCAGAGAAGAUUGACAGGAUGUUAAGUCUGGGAAAAAGGGCUGGUGAUACGAGAGGUUUGGGUAUUGAAAGUGAAAAGUCUAAGCAAGAGGUCAAAGCUGUGAAAUUCAUCAAAGAAUUCUCUUCUACUGAAGCGAAUGUUAGCCCAAAGAAAUUUAUACCAAUCUGUCAUUUUUGUGGAGUUUUUGGUCAUAUACGGCCUAGAUGCAAUGUGCUUAGAAAGGAGAAGAGGUCAGCUUACUACUAUUCUCCAAGAAAUUUUAAUCCAUCUCAAAGAACCAAACUAGUGUGGAAAAAAAGAGAGGAAAAGUGCUUGGUGACUUUAAUGGCCUUAUCUGCUAGAAAAUUUGAUACAUGGUAUUUCGAUAGUGGUUGUUCAAGAGAUAUGUCUGGUGAUAAAUGUUGGUUUACAAAUCUGAAUACAGAGUGUGUGGAAGGCUCUGUGACAUUUGGAGAUGGAAGUAAAGGUAAAAUUUUAGGAAAGGAGAUGUUGAGACACUUGGCUUACCAUUCUUGA
Molecule: messenger RNA, 1971 nt
Organism: Prunus mume (Japanese apricot)
Lineage: Eukaryota; Viridiplantae; Streptophyta; Magnoliopsida; Rosales; Rosaceae
Source: RefSeq, a predicted model, not a curated record